UUGAGUGGCUGUCUCGGUUCCUGGUCACCCCGGAGGUGCUUUGAGAACAUUCGUAUCUUAUAGGCUUUAAAGUCCGGCUGUACAGCAGUGAGAUUUCCCUUGUUUUUGGCCUGCUCAAGUGCUCUGUGUUACUUCAAAGCCUGCUACCCCAACCUGGAUGGUUUUCAUAGGAGGCUCCCUCGAUCCUGCCUCUUCCUCUUUAUGCAUCUCCACUAUGGUCUGCUCCGACGACCAUCGGGUCUCGGCAGAAGCGCUUCCCUCCCUCCAUCACUGCGGAAGACCAUGAAGCCCGUUUCAUGCCUCCUCCUGGCGACCCUUUUGAGAGCGGUGGUAUCGCAAGCGGCCGAGGAACCGGACACUUACACGGAAUGCACCGACGGUUACCAGUGGGACGCUGAGAGCCAACACUGCAAAGAUGUGAACGAAUGCGAGACCAUUCCUCAUGCCUGCAAAGGGGAGAUGAAGUGCAUCAACCAUUACGGAGGGUACCUCUGCCUGCCCCGCUCGGCCUCCGUGAUCAACGACGUGAACUCGGAAAGGGCUUCUCCCCCCAGCCCGGCGCUGAGGCGGCCCCCACAUGCCAUCCCCCUGCAGAACACCUGCCCUCAGGGCUACGAGCCAGACCGACUGGGGUCCUGUUUGGACGUUGACGAAUGCGAGUACGAUUUGCAUGACUGCCAGCCGAGCCAAGAGUGCAUCAACACGGCCGGCGGCUUCCACUGCCAGUGCCCGGAUGGCUAUCGGAAGAUCGGCACCGAAUGUGUAGACAUCGACGAGUGUCGGUAUCGUUAUUGUCAGCAUCGCUGCGUCAACUCCCCCGGCUCGUUCUCCUGCCAGUGCGAACCAGGCUUCCAGCUGGCCAGCAACAACCGCUCGUGCGUGGAUGUGAAUGAGUGUGAGAUGGGGGCCCCGUGCGAGCAACGCUGCUUCAACACCUACGGGACAUUCAUUUGUCGCUGCAACCAGGGCUACGAGCUGGACCACGAUGGCUUUACCUGCAGAGAUAUUGAUGAGUGUAGCUACUCCACGUAUUUGUGCCAGUAUCAGUGUGAGAACGAGCCGGGAUAUUUCUCCUGCACCUGUCCUCAGGGGUACCAGCAGUUGAGCACCCGUCUCUGCCAAGACAUUAACGAGUGCGAGGCCAGGACCCACCCAUGCACCGAUUCUCAGAACUGCGUCAACUUCCACGGGGAAUACCGCUGUGUCGAGAAAAACCGCUGCCAGGAGCCCUACGUGCAAAUGUCUGAAAACCGCUGCCUUUGUCCAGCCACGAACCCGCUUUGCCGAGACAAGCCGUCCUCCGUCGUCCACCGCUAUAUGAGCAUCACAGCCGACCGGACGGUGCCCUCUGACAUCUUCCAGAUUCAGGCCACCAGCCUCUACCCCGGUGCCUACAACACCUUCCAGAUCCGCUCCGGCAACGAGCAAGGAGAAUUUUACAUACGGCAAAUCAACAACAUAAGCGCCAUGCUUGUCUUGGCCCGAUCCGUCACGGGACCCCGGGAGUUUGUGCUGGACUUGGAGAUGGUCACCAUGAACACGCUGAUGAGUUACCGUUCCAGUUCGGUUCUCCGGCUCACCGUCUUCGUCGGAGCCCAUCCGUUCUAACUGGGCGGAAGAAGGGAGGAGAACAUCUGCCAGGUAUGGAGGGGUGCGGAAGGAAUCGAGAGACGGGAGCCACCUCCUCCUCCCCCCGACUGCUGGGAAAAAGAUGUGGGCUUCGCAUGGGUCCCCCAAAACUUUCCUUAAACCGGCACGCCGACAGCCCCAAGCAAGACCUCUGCCCCCCCACCACCCACAGCUGCAGCCGUCAUGGGACCACUGCCAAGCUAUUUUUUUUCCCAGCAGAAGGAUGAAAAUCCCAAACACAGCGGGGACUUCUGAACCUCGAAGGCAGGAUCCCACUUCUUCUGUCUUUCGGGUUUAAAAGAGAACAAGGCUGACGGAAAUUAGUAAAACUUUUUUUUAAAGGAACUUUC
Molecule: messenger RNA, 1979 nt
Organism: Pogona vitticeps (central bearded dragon)
Lineage: Eukaryota; Metazoa; Chordata; Lepidosauria; Squamata; Agamidae
Source: RefSeq, a predicted model, not a curated record